This is a messenger RNA of Zophobas morio, 1332 nucleotides long. RefSeq names its product gustatory receptor for sugar taste 43a-like. Gene Ontology annotation, biological process: sensory perception of taste; male courtship behavior; chemosensory behavior. Lineage: Eukaryota; Metazoa; Arthropoda; Insecta; Coleoptera; Tenebrionidae. Bases 24 to 1244 code for a protein of 406 amino acids. The transcript is spliced from 6 exons. Gene Ontology annotation, cellular component: membrane; neuronal cell body; dendrite. The record is from RefSeq and is a predicted model, not a curated record.
AUCGCAGUUGCAAUCGCUAUACCAUGGUCCACCCAUCGGUUACCAUCACCCAAGAAAUGUUCGAACCUUUUGCCCCGAUUUUUUACUUGAGUAGGUUUAUGUGUCUUCACCCUCUAAAGUGGAAAAAGUCCAACUAUAACUACUGUGUGACGAAAUCGUGGAUCUACGUCGCCUAUGGUUGCUUGGUUAACAUUUUCAUAGUAAGUACUGGCAUCUAUGGGUUGUAUCGAGCCUACGAACUAAACGUCAUUUAUUCAAUGAAAGUGACUAGUUACGCUGGUCUCUAUGUGAAAAUCACCGACAUCACUGUAGUGAUGUCCACUUUCACCAUAGGGGUACUAUGCACGUCGUACAAGGUCAACAAGUACCUCAACUAUUUCCACUACUUGACCAAAGUUGACCACCUACUUCAAAAAAGACCAGAAAACACUCGCCACUAUACUAUAGUCACAACUGGAACAGUACUUGCCUUUCUUACAAUUUUCAUCUACGACUUAGUAAUCGGGCUGCAAAUGGGUUCGAAAACUGAAGGCGUUUUUGCCUCACUUGCUUAUUUGUUUCCUUUUUAUGUGGCUUAUUUCUCUCUUUUCGUAGUCGAGCUGGUGUACUGGCACCUCGUUCAUUCCAUCACGGUACGACUGGCAGUACUGAACAAACGACUCAGCGAAAUCCUAAAUGGUCACAACUUGUGUCAAAUUGACAAAAAAGCACACAAUAUUGUCGACACCUUGAAACCUGACUCUAAUAAAGGUAAAUUGAUUAAAUCUACAUCUGUAGAGAAGUUCGUCGACUUGAUGAAAGCGUACGAAAAUUUGACUGAAGCUGCGAAAAUCGUCAAUGAUUGUUACGGGUUGGUGAUGCUAAUAGUACUCCUGGGGUGCCUAAUCCACUUACUAGUUACUCCAUACUCUCUUAGAACCCUAACCUUAGAACAAAGUAGUCCCGUUUUUAUUGUUGCUCAGUCCAUAUGGAUGGGUAUUCACAUCGCGCGCUUGAUGUUAAUUAUCGAACCAUGUCAUGGGUGUUUUCAACAAUUAAAGGACACGUCUGCGAUCGUCUGCAAAUUAAGGCUCUCCGAAAAAGAGAAGGAGUACAGAAAGGCUAUUGAUUUUUUCCUAACUUUUUUAGCGCAGUGUAGAAUUGAGUUUUCAGCUUUUGGGUUAACCGCACUUGGUAGAAAUUUGUUACCACCGAUUGCAGGGGCCGUUACUACCUACUUAGUGAUAUUAUUUCAGUUUCAGUAGAAUUAAUACCUUGUCAAAAAAUAAAUGUAUGCUUAGAUUGUUUGUUUUGUAGACAUUAUAUAAUUAAUUAUUCUAAAUAAAAUGGCGG